Molecule: messenger RNA, 588 nt
Organism: Pseudogymnoascus verrucosus
Lineage: Eukaryota; Fungi; Ascomycota; Leotiomycetes; Thelebolales; Thelebolaceae
Exons: 1
Coding region: 1-588 (195 amino acids)
Source: RefSeq, a predicted model, not a curated record
AUGGCGUCCCAACACAUCCUAGCCACGCCGCCCUCCCAAGACGCCAUCCUCAACUCCCUCCUCGAAGGCAUCCGCGCCUAUAACGCGCGCAUACCACGCCUCUACGUCGGCACGGACUCGUUCGAUCUCGACGCUGAAAUGCCCCUGCUUCUCAACCUACCUAGCGCGCCCCUCGCGUGCAGGGAGCCGGUCGCCGAGUUCAAGGCCGUCAACGCCCACUUUUCAGCCCAAGUGCAUGCCUUUUUCAAUGCAGUGCACAUCCUCGAGGACAUGGCAGACAAACAGUCCUCUGACGAGCUGGACCUUAUUCGCCGAGACGAAAACCUUCAGCCUGUCGUCAUCCGCAUCGUCGAUCAGUCUUUCGACAUCUACCUAGACUGCUGGCACCGUACCUUCCACACCCGCCGCCUCACCGUUAAGAAUCCGGAUAGCCUACCUCUAUUAAACCGCGGCACCCAACUACGCGUUGUCCCCUACCAAGCUUACUCCUCGGAUAUGGCCAACAUGCGGCCUGUCUCCUUGAGAACGCUCCUCGAACUCGCCACCCGCCUCCCUCACCUUCGCGAGCUGAACUGCCCCUGUCUAUAG